Messenger RNA from Drosophila novamexicana, 1675 nucleotides. RefSeq names its product serine incorporator 1 (gene TMS1). The transcript is spliced from 7 exons. The coding region runs from base 98 to 1495 and encodes 465 amino acids. Gene Ontology annotation, cellular component: membrane. Lineage: Eukaryota; Metazoa; Arthropoda; Insecta; Diptera; Drosophilidae. The record is from RefSeq and is a predicted model, not a curated record.
CUCGUCAUUUUCACAAACAAAGCGCGUCAAGUGCGACAGUUUUCGACUUAAAUUAAUUAAAACAGUGAUUAACGCAAGUUUAUUGAACCUUUAAACGAUGGGCGCUGCAUUGGGCCUCUGUUCGGUAGCGCAGUGUGCGCUCUGCUGCACGGGCACCGCGGCCAGCAUGUGCUGCUCGGCCUGCCCCACCUGCAAGAACUCCUCCUCGUCCCGUUUCAUGUACGCCUUCAUGCUGCUGGUGGGCACAGUUCUGGGCGCCAUCGCACUCUCGCCCGGCCUGCAGGGCACGCUGAAGAAGCUGCCGUUCUGUGUGAACUCCACUUCGACAAUUAGCUCCACGGCAAUAGGCACAUUCUCGGGCGGCACACUGCAGGUGGACUGUGAAUAUGCCCUUGGCUACAUGGCCGUCUAUCGCCUCUGCUUUGGUCUGGCCUGUUUCUUUACCCUGAUGGCGGUCAUAAUGCUGGGCGUGAAGAGCUCUCGAGAUCCGCGCUCCCAUAUCCAGAAUGAGUUUUGGCCUCUGAAGUUUUUGAUAUGCUUUGGCGCCUCCAUUGCGGCCAUCUUCAUACCGGAUGGCUCCUUUGGACCGGCCAUGAUGUGGGUGGGCCUAGUUGGCGGGCUGGCGUUCAUACUCGUCCAGCUGAUCAUCAUUGUGGACUUUGCGCACAGCGUCGCCGAGAACUGGAUUGAGAAUGCGGAGAACAAUCGCGGCUAUUAUUAUGCCUUGGCUGGCGUGACUCUUCUGGCCUACAUAGCCUCCCUGACGGGCAUAACUCUACUCUACAUCUACUUUACCACAUCGACGGGCUGCGGCAUCAACAAGUUCUUCAUCUCGAUUAAUCUGAUAUUCUGCCUGGUUAUCAGCAUUUUGUCUGUGCUGCCCGCGGUGCAGGAACGCUUGCCCCACUCGGGACUGCUGCAGAGCUCGCUGGUGACUUUGUACACCAUUUACUUGACCUGGUCCGCUGUGGCCAACAAUCCGGAAAAGGCCUGCAAUCCGGGCAUGUUUGGACUCAUGGAGGGCUUGCCCAAUGCCACCACCACAACCGUUGCACCGCCCACACCCAACUCGAAAGUCACCUUCGAUACGACCAACAUUAUUGGCCUGGUUGUCUGGCUGCUGUGCAUCCUCUACAACUGCUUCAGCUCCGCCGUCGAGGUCUCCAAGAUUAACAAUGACAACAGCGAGAAGCGUGUUUUAACAGAAGCUCUAUCAGACACAGAGACGGGCAACGGCGGCGAGAAGCCCGCCACCGACAACGAGACCGAGGGCGUCACCUACAGCUGGACCGCAUUCCACACCGUCCUCGUUUGCGCUUCCCUCUACGUGAUGAUGACGCUGACCAAUUGGUAUAAGCCCAACUCGGACAUAGAGCUGAUCAAUGGCAACGAGGCUUCCAUGUGGGUCAAAAUCAUAUCCAGCUGGCUGGGCGUAUUCAUCUACGGCUGGAGCCUGAUUGCGCCCAUUGUGCUAUCCAAUCGCGACUUUAGCUAAGCUGGCCAGCAGUAUUAAAACUAACAUAUUCUAUGUAUACGUAUAUAAAUUAUAAAUGUAGGCGUGGUCUAUUAUGCAGCCUGGACAAUGGAGCGGUGCUUAAGCGAAUGUUUGCCAUGAUUAUAUUUACUCAAUAAUCGUACUCUCAAAAUAUAACAAAGAUAAAUAACUAUAUAUAUA